This is a messenger RNA of Chanos chanos (milkfish), 1396 nucleotides long. It is a transcript of the gene hax1, whose product is annotated as HCLS1 associated protein X-1. The record is from RefSeq and is a predicted model, not a curated record. NCBI's taxonomy places the organism in Eukaryota, Metazoa, Chordata, Actinopteri, Gonorynchiformes, Chanidae. The transcript has 7 exons. Gene Ontology annotation, cellular component: actin cytoskeleton; mitochondrion; sarcoplasmic reticulum. Gene Ontology annotation, biological process: regulation of actin filament polymerization; negative regulation of apoptotic process. Bases 42 to 920 code for a protein of 292 amino acids.
UCGAGAUGGAGAGCCGCUGAGUAAUUGAAGUUGUGCCAUAAAUGAGUAUAUUUGAUUUGUUUCGAGGGUUUUUCGGGGUCCCCGGAGGCCAUUACAGCCGGAGGGACCCCUUCUUUGAUGGUAUGACACACGAUGAUGAUGAUGACGACGAAGAUGAAGAGGACGAUGGCGUCUAUUUCGACAGCUUCAGAAGGUCCGACAGGGACCCGUUUGACGACUCUGUCAGGUUCGGCUUCAGCUUUGGGCCAAACGGGAUGCGUUUCCAGGAGCCACGGAUGUUUGGACAGAUCUUUCAAGAAAUGGAGGAGAUUUUCGACAGACUAGGCCAGUUUGAUGAGAUGCAUAGAUCUGGUCGAAUAGGAGAGCGUUCCAUUGAAGCCCCGCCUCCACAGGAAGGCGCAGAGAGAGGAAGAAGUGGAAACACACUCAGAGACUUCAUGUUGAAAACCCCUGACAGUUCUUCUCCUGGUCGCUCUCCGUCUGCCCCUGUGGCUCCCAGAGAAGACACCACACCCCCAGAAAAACCACUGCCCCCCCAUAUACCCAAAUACCCCUUCUCAAAGUUUCAUGACUUUUGGAGAGACGGGCCUCUGAGAGAGGGAAAGGAGGAGAAGAAAGAGGAUGGAGAUCUGGACUCUCAGGUGUCGUCUGGAGGACUGGACCAGAUCCUGACUCCUGCUCCCUCCCAGCCCAAGUCCAGAUCGUUCUUUCAGUCCGUCACUGUCACUAAAGUGGUUAAACCGGAUGGAACAGUGGAGGAGACCCGCACAGUCAGAGAUAGUGAAGGAAACGUGGAAUCCACGGUAACGCGCUCAACAGGCCCAGAGGGAGGGCAAGACUCGCCAGGCCCGGUCAUACCAGGUGGUUCUAGGCCCUUCAUGGACGUGUGGGAGAGGUUUUUCGGAGGCUUUAGAAGUUAAACGCGGGGCCAUAAGGGUGCGAGGGACGAACGGAAAAGAACGAGCCAUUUGAAUAUUCAAACGUGAACAACCGACGCAGCCAACUCGCAGCGGGCGGAGUCGACGUUCGCUUCAGACCUAGAACUUCCACCGGUGAACCAUGAGCGCUGAGAACAAACGCCGACCGAAGCAUAUUUAUAAUAUUUAAACUAUAUUUACGGUGAAUGGCUUUCUCUGGAGGGCCUCUGGUAGAUGAGCGACACCUUGGUUAUUUCUCAUACUGGCUUUACGAUAGGCUUUACAGAGUAAUCCACUGGCCUGCAGCCCUUACUGAAAACACGGUGACUUUUUGCAGCAGAUUAUCUCCAGCAGGCUUAAAGCACGAUGAUCUCAGUGGAGGAAUUUAGUCAUUUGGGUUUUGUACAUGUCCCUCUGGGAGCAGUGGAAGUGAUACAGAGUGUUUGUAAUAAGCUUUCUUCAGGGUGUCUGAAUCAAAU